GCGACCACUCAGACUCACUGUGGUAUUCGACCUUCUCGCCAUCCCUCACCGUCGCAUUUCUCAAUAUGACUGGCCCACCAACUCCCCCUCUUACAACUGAAGCAGAGAUUCUGGAUGCAGCGCGCAGCUCCAUCCCUCCUCAGGCCACCCCGAUGGCGACAGACACGCCGGACACAACGGCGGAGCCACCCGCCGAGCAGCCUCCAUUGUCGCAGCAGACCGAGGCAGCCUCUGAAGCGGACGUAGAGCCACAAGGAACGUCCUACGAACUCCUGUUCCCGACUCUUGCGGAGCUUGCUGCCCAAGAACAGUAUCGCGAGUUGGCUGCUCUAGCUGAGCGGGGAGAGGCUUCGGGUGCGAAGGGGAAUGACUUGACGCGAAUGUAUGUCGUAGCACCACUGAUACUUGCGUAUCUUAUCCUCGACGACGUUGCUGCUGCUCGGCAUGCCCUGACGAGGUUGCCGAACAUGUACCUCCGUCUUCCUGUCUCGAAUUCCUUGUUUGGUAUCCUAAGUGCGGUGCACAACCGACAGCACGAAACAGUCUAUGCCAGCGCUGAGGAACUGUUCAACCUGUGCCACCAACCUAGUUUGUCAAACGAAAAGCUGGGCUCUGUCCUAGCUGAGAUGACCAAAGCCUUCAUUGAUGCGUUCAGGAGCAAGACCUUCGCGUUGCUGGGCAAGGCGUACACGUCCAUCUCCGCUCCACUGGCACAGCGCUACCUUGGGUUACCCAUCGAUCAGAUUCUUGCAGUCGCCGCCAACAAUGGUUGGGCAUACGAUGCUGCUAAGCAAGUCUUGACGCCGCCUCGAAAUGCAACACGCACGCGCGUCAUGAUUACAGAUCCCUCAACUUUGUCUACUCUCGGCGCUGUUGUGGAUACCAUCUCCACGGCCUGAGAAUUUGCCAUCCGUGUCUCUGCCGAGUCGUGCAACAAGUGUAUCACCAAUCGCAGCUUUCAGCCAACCCGCCCUAUUGUGUCUGUACUCUAAGUAGCUUUGCUGGGAUCUUGUAGAAUAUGACUGUUUCGUAAGGUUGCUCAUCACUGAGUACUGAUUGCGGGUGAUCGCGCCUUUGAGUGCACUUGUCAAUCCCCGCAGUUGAAAGCUUCACUCCAAAUUCAGAUCUUGCCCUUAGCUGGCAAACCGGUUAUAGGCAGUGUGAUUUGCCCAGCCUUCAGUAAGCUGGUCAACUACUGCCUUCAAACAACUAAGGGCC
Rhodofomes roseus is the source of this 1218-nucleotide messenger RNA. RefSeq lists its product as uncharacterized. The record is from RefSeq and is a predicted model, not a curated record. Gene Ontology annotation, biological process: protein deneddylation; COP9 signalosome assembly. The coding region runs from base 66 to 899 and encodes 277 amino acids. Gene Ontology annotation, cellular component: COP9 signalosome. The transcript has 7 exons. Lineage: Eukaryota; Fungi; Basidiomycota; Agaricomycetes; Polyporales; Fomitopsidaceae.